AUGACUAGCUUGGUUCGAACGCUGCUACUGUUGCGAAGCGAAAAUGGCGACAAACCGUACCUCACUGCUCGUUCUCAGGAAGUUCACCCGCCGACGUUCGCCGACGAGCCUCUGACGGGGAGCCUUCGGGCGGGCUUCAUUGCAAUAGGAGCAGUCGCUCUCUGCUCAUGGAUCGCUACAUUCUCGCUCAUUUCCUUCCUAACGUACCGAUUCAUUUUCUGGCAGCGUUACUACAAGCGUCCUCUUGCGCACAAUCAAUAUGUCCUGCUCAUCUAUAACCUCCUCCUCGUCGACAUUCAACAAGCAACGGCGUUCUUGCUCUGCCUGCAUUGGGUCGCCCGUGGCGGUGUAAAUUAUCCCAGCGCGGCAUGCGUUCUCCAAGGGUGGUGGAUUCAGACCGCAGAUCCAGGAAGUGGUUUAUUCGUGUUGGCCAUUGCGAUACAUACUUGUGCAGUUGUGCUACGUGGGCGGCAAUUACCGUUUACGACGUUUGUCUGGUGUGUCGUUGGGCUCUGGGCUUUCAUCAUUCUGCUCGGAUUGAUUGCCGUCGGAUUGUAUGGCUCGAAGACCUUUGUGAUUUCGGAAGCCGGCUGGUGCUGGCUCAGCCCGCAAGCCCAAGAUGAGCGGCUCUGGGGACACUAUCUAUGGAUUUUCCUUUCCGAAUUUGGCACGAUCAUUCUGUACGGCAUCAUGUUUUUUUAUCUCCGGCGUCAGAUGAAACAAGCAGCGGCCCUUCGACAAAACCACCAGGAAAGUCUUAACCGAUUGAACCGAGUCGUCGUGUACAUGGUUAUUUAUCCUCUGGUAUACGUUCUUCUCUCCCUUCCUCUGGCUGCGGGGCGAAUGUCGACGGCCAGGCAUGUCGUUCCCAGCAAGGAAUACUUUGCCGCCGCCGGUGCCCUCAUGGCUCUGUCCGGACUUGUGGAUGUCAUUGUGUACACCUUGACCCGCCGGCAUCUGCUGCUGGACACCGAGGUCAGCACGUCGGAUCGUUACUACGCGCACACCGGCUCGAAUCUGUACAACACGCACGUCAGCACCACCGUCGCCGGUCCUGAGAGCAAGAAGUCUCGGGUCAAGUCUCGCCUCCGCCGUGGCUUGCAAAGUAUCAACGAUACGAUGCUCGAUGACCGAGGCGAUUCAACAGAAGAUAUUGUGCCGAAAGGCCCGAAAGGCGACAUGGAGCUGAGCAAUAUGGCCCACGGAGUAUACCAGGAAACGACCAUUGAGAUCACGCACGAAGCCGCAGAGCCAGAGGAAACUUUACGGAAGCCAAAUCGGUUCAGCAGAUAA
Molecule: messenger RNA, 1293 nt
Organism: Aspergillus lentulus
Lineage: Eukaryota; Fungi; Ascomycota; Eurotiomycetes; Eurotiales; Aspergillaceae
Gene: gprD
Product: protein gprD
Biological process (GO): adenylate cyclase-activating G protein-coupled receptor signaling pathway
Cellular component (GO): plasma membrane
Molecular function (GO): G protein-coupled receptor activity
Source: RefSeq, a predicted model, not a curated record